CAUGGCUAGCUUGAUGGCAUGGCAACGAUACUUGUCUCUUUCAAACCUAUAACAAAGGACAGGAGAUGGUUUGAAUCUCUGGAAAUUUGAGCAAUAGAUAAUGUAUCCGCAGAUACUAGUACCUCUGUUGAAAGUUAAAGCUCCCACUAUCCUUCUGAUCUGGGAGUCUAUUCUAACUCUCUCCAUCAUAUUGUCAGUGACAGGAGUUAGCAUAUUGUUUGGAUUUGAUGCUAAUCAUGAAUUCUGGCUAUCAAUAGUGUACCUCACAGACUUCCUUUAUUUCUUUGGUAUUCUUUCACGUCCUGUACUAGACCACAGUGCUGCUAGAAUUGAUGUCAAGCAUUUUACGAUUUACUUGCGUCGAUAUUUAAAGACUAGUUUUACCUUCGAUCUCCUCACUAUUGCACCCUUUGAGAUAAUAGCAGCUUUCAAUCCUACAAUUGGUGCUUUCAUAAGGAUCAACAGAGUUUUCAGGGUCUACAGGAUUUGGAAAUUUUUGACUAAAUGUGAGAGGCAUUUCAUCUCAUAUGGCCCUUGGAUUCAGUCUCUCUUGUAUGUCACUUUAUCUGGUCUGUCUGUUCAGUUUAUUGCUUGCUUCUGGUACUCACUGUCUUGUUAUAAUGCUGCUGAACUCCUUCAUAAUGGUUGCUUGAAUGGUACCUGGGCUAAUAGCUCCAGCAUUGCAAUAGAUAUCAAUGUAUAUAGUGCAAGUAUUACUCAGAAGUAUAUUGUUUCACUUUAUUGGGCCAUUAGCACCCUCACUUCAGUUGGUUAUGGUGACAUUCAUGCUAUUUCAUUAUCAGAGAAGUUCAUUGCACUCGUUUCUAUGGUGUGGGGUGUGGUCAUGUACGGGUAUAUUCUUGGAGGCGUGACCUCAACUCUGACCAAUCUUGACGCAGCUAGAGGUAGAUACACUCAACAACUUCAGGCAAUCGAGAGAUACAUGAAAAGUGCAAAGAUUAGUUCAGUAUUGUUUAUUAGAGUUACUGACUAUUUGGAAUAUAAUUGGAGUUACAGGAGAGGUGUUAUUGGUAAAGAUCUAUUAGAGGAGCUUCCACUUGCACUCAGGAAUAAUACAAGAAAUGAAAUGUAUCAAGACACAAUGAUAGCUUCCAGGUUAUUUCAUGGAGUGUCUCAAGUGUUUCUGAGGGUUUUAUGUUCUAAAGUGAAGGAAUUGUUCUUCCUACCACAUCAAAUGAUUGUCAAUGAAACUGAUCAGUUCCUUUACUUCAUGCACAAAGGAACUGCUGAGGUUGCUGAAAAAGCUGAUCCAACACAUUUAUUAAAAGAACUGAAGCCAGGAGAUGUUUUUGGAGAAGAUCCUGUUGGUUUAGAGUCUGAUGAUACUUCAAAUGAAGUUAUUGUUACUGCUAAGACUCACUGUCAUGUAUUGGCACUGAAUAAAAAUGAAUUAAAUGAAAUAAUGACCAACCUUUCAUCAGAAAGAAAUGUUGAAAAAGAGAGGAGAGCGUCUUACAAAAGAGAAUUAGAACAAUCAAAAUUUAAUUAUGUGAUACUAAAAAUGAGAAACAAGUUUCCUACAAUAUCUAGGAUCAUUUUUGACAAGCCUCUAUUACCAAAAUCAAAGUUUCUCUUAAUUUGGAAUUAUAUUCUAUUUUCAUUCAUUAUCACAGUCUGCUGGUUAUACCCAUUUCAAGCUGGUUUCUCAAGCUACCAUCACUCAGUUGGUUUUUCUAAUGCGCCAGGUUUCCUAUUUAUACUGACAUACCUCAUUGACCUAAUAUUUGUUAUUGAUAUUAUAAUAUCAUUGAAGAAAUCAUUUAUCACUGCUAAAGGUUAUGAAAGAGACCCUGUGACAAUAGCAUUAGCUUAUUUAAGCUCCUUUACAUUCCUGGUUGAUGUAGCAGCUUUAGUACCAAUGGAGAUACUAGCAGCUGGUGUUGUUGUUAAUAAACUAAACUGGGCUGCAGCUUUUAAAAUGAACAGAUUACUGAAGCUAUGGAAGGUGAUUCUCUGGUUUGAUGGUUCAGAGAAAUCACUCCAUUAUUCAGUAUCAAGGGUUAGAGGUCUCAAGUUCUUAUUGUACAUCAUAUUGAUAACUCACUGGUCAGCUUGUGCCUGGUUCUCAAUAGCUUGUGAUCAGUUACUGAUACGAAGGUGUAAAUCAACCAGUUGGAUUACUAAGAAUAACAUUGGAUACUCCUCCUCCUCAGUUAUUCAUAAUUAUAUAUUAUCAUUAUACUGGUCAACAACUACAACCACACUAGUUGGAUAUGGUGACAUUGUACCAGUCAAUAAUGAUGAGAGGGUAUUAGCAAUAUGUGUCAUGUUACUCGGUAUCUGGUGCUAUGGAUACAUGCUAGGAUCUGCUGCUGCUAUCAUCACUCAUACACUACAACCUAGGGUUCAGUUUCAGAAGAGAUUACAAGCUGUUAAGGAGUUUAUGAAACACAAUAAAUUGAAUAGAGGUUUAAUUGAGAGAGUUAAUGACUUCUUUGCAGUACUAUGGACUAAAUCAAAAGGUACUAGUAUACCUGGUGUUGAAUCGGUCCUUUCUCAAUUGCCACUCUCACUCCAACAAGAUAUAAAAAUGGAGGAAUGUUUCCCAUUGCUGUCAAGAGUCAUGUUCUUCAAUGAAAUAUCAAACGAAGACUUCAUGAAGCAAAUCUCACUAUCAUCAGUAACACAUUACUUUAAUAUUGAAGAUAUCAUUCUGUAUCAUGGAGACAUGUCUAGGAACUUGUACUGUGUUAGGAAAGGCUACAUAGAGGUCCUCUCUGAGGAUCUUUCUCAUGUGAUACGGACUGUUUCUCCUGGCAGUCAUUUUGGAGAGUUGGGUUUCUUCUUUGGGACACCACUCACAGCGACGGUUCGAUCAGCAAGUCAGAGUGAAGUAUUCAGUAUAUCUUACCAUGAUGUGAGACAAGUGCUUAAAGGAUUCCCUCAAUUAGAAAAGAUAUUUCUUGAAUUGGAAAAAGAUGAUGAUAUUUUAUCACAAUUACUGCACUCCUUCGCCAUAGAAAGACUACCACCACAGACUAAGAGAAUGUCACUAGAAGAAGAAGAAGAUUAUGUAGCUCAUCACUCAUUCAAGAAAGAAUACUCAAUAGUUGCUGGUCUUGCUGCUGCAAUGGUCCCUGCUCUAGCUAUAGCUACUCCUCGACAGUCACCUCCAUUAGUCAAUGCUGCACUGUCUUCUGUUGGGCCUAGAGAAAUGCAAUCACAACUAACACCACCUACUCUACUUGAUUACUCUCUUAGUGCCAAUAAUAAGAAAAGGAAAGACUCUAUCAGGCAAUAUAGUACAAGUGCUAUCAGGUAUUCCAAUAGAGAGGGGUCUGAUGAUCCUGCAGUUAGUAUACAAGAUAUUCCUAUUACUGAGUCUAGUGUUACUGAAGUGUUUAAUUAUGAAGAUGACGUCAAUUGUUGUGAUGUGGGCCUUGCUAGAUGCAAAAUUAUUGGUAAACCAUUGAGGUGUAUUUAUUCUCAAGGUGGAACUAUUUUUGGCAAAAUAUUAUCACACUUUCUUUUAGAUCGCUACCUCCUAAUAAAUGAAUCCUUAGCUGCAGCAUGGAACAGUACGGCAGUCAUUCUGUCAAUAGUGACAUUCAUUACUGUAUCAUUCCAAGCCUCCUUCUACUACUCACUGCCUCCAGUUGUUGCUGCACUUCUAUGGAUUCUCAACUAUUUUCUUGAUAUCUUCUUUAUCUCUGACAUGAUACUAAAGUUUCACACAUCUUAUUAUGAUGAAGAUGGACUCCUAGUCAUUGGAAAAGUUGAUCGAGCAAACCAUUACAUUAAGACAACAUUCAUCCUUGAUGUCAUUGCUUUAUUACCAACUGAACUCAUAGUAUUUGCUAUAUUCUCUCCUUUAGGACUUGGUCCACGAACUAGUUUAAUGAGCUUAGCAAGACUGAAUAGGCUCGUACAUAUUCACAGAUUGGUCAUUUUUUUCAAUGAUAUUAAAAAUUUAAUGCCAAAAAUGAUUUGGUUGAUAAAAUUACUGGUCUACCUGUUACUCAGUACACAUUUGAUUGGCUGCAGUUGGUUCAUGAUCUCCUGCUCUUGCCUCUCACUCCACAGCUGCUGCUCUCUUGGCAGCUGGGCCAACAGCGGGAUCUUCAAAAAUCAAUCACUAAUUAGUAGCUCAUUCAGUGUUCAGUAUAUGAAUUCCCUCUACUGGUCCGUAGCAACAACUGCUUCUGUUGGAUAUGGCGACAUUACUCCUCAUAGAAGUCUUGAGCGUUUGUAUGCAAUAUGUUUUGAGGUGUUUGGUGUCCUCUUCUAUGGCCUGAUAGUAGCCUAUUUCACUGCUAGUUUGGUUAAUGAUGACAUUGGGAGAGCUCAGUAUCAAGAUAAACUGGAAAUGAUUAAGAAAUAUCUGAAAGAACACAAAGUUGACGGCAUCCUAAAGAACAGAGUAAUAAAUCAUUAUGAGUAUAUGUGGCAGAGAAAUAAAGCUCUUGAUUUUCAUGAUCUCUUCAAGGAUAUGCCUCCAUCACUCCAAAGCGAUGUCUCACUAGCUCUGUACAAGAACGCUAUUGACAAAGUGCCUUUAUUUCGUAAUACUGGUAUUGGGUUUACUAAACUACUAGCUCUAUCUAUGAGGCCAGUCCUGUAUCUUAAAGGAGAAUACGUAAUAAGAAAAGGAGACAUUGGGAAUGAAAUGUAUUUUAUAAGUCAAGGAUCAGUUGAGAUUAUUAGUAAUGAUGGUCAUGAAGGUACUAGGCUGACUGUGUUGGACGAGGGAAAGUUCUUUGGAGAAAUAAGUUUGGUCUUUGAUUGCAGUAGAACAGCAUCAGUGAGGACUCUCAGUAAUUGUGAUCUAUUUGUGUUAAGUAAAUCUGAUUUUGAAUCAGCUCUUGAUAAAUAUCAGGAUGUUGCUGAUCAGAUCAAAGUUGUUGCUCUUCAAAGAGCUACUCUCUCAGUUCUGACUGACAUGGUUGUGAAUGAAUCGUUAGCUAAAGGAAAGACCAAAGAUGAAACUAUUGAAUCAAUCUUUGAAGCGGCCAAAAAGACAGCUGUAUCCAGUAAGCGAAGCAGUUCAGUUUGGGGUAGAUUAGGGAGGCUGAGUUUGAGACGCCCUACAGUUAAUACAGUAAUGACUACUUUGGAUGAGGAAAUGGAAGAGAGAGGAAGGGGAGAGGAAGUAUCCAAGGAUAGGAGGAUCUCAUUAAGUACUGCAGUAUUUGAAGGAGUUCUGAAAUGGCCUGGAUUAAGGAACUGUGUAACCUUUACACUGUCCCCCAUUGGAAAACAUGCUUUGUUCUUUACCAUCCUCACCUACACAAUGGCUUACAUUAGUGCAUUCUGCCUCAGUUAUCAAAUUUUCUUCUUCAGUAGUUCAGCUGGUCUAUCAACCAUCAAUUUUCUCUUUGAAAUAUAUUUUCUGAUUGAGAUACUUAUUAAGUUUCAUCUUGGCUAUGAAGACCCUUCUUCUGGUUUGAUCGUUCGAGACUUCAAGUUAACUUUCCUUCAUUACCUAAGGUCUCCUUUUGGCUUUACGUUGGACUUCAUUGCAACAUUCCCAUUUCAUAUUCUUUCUGCAUUCGCUGAGCUUAUCAUUGGCUCUCAUUCAGUAAUGUCAACUUAUCUAAAGAUACCACAUUUUCUCAGGAUGCUAAAAUUUUGGAGAUUAUUCCUGAUCCAGGAGAAGAAACUAAACCAAAAGACAGCUCUCAUUCAAGCACUGAAGUUCUUUGUUCUUACAAGUUUAGCAACUCAGUUUGCUGCUUGUUUCUGGUACUUCCUUAGCUGCUCAUCAUCCUCUUGUCAUGAAGACUCUUGGGCUACAGCCAUAAAUCUUACAGCUGCUGAUUCUGAUACAACCCGUUACAUCACUAGUUUAUACUGGGCAGUGACUACAAUGACAACUGUUGGCUAUGGGGACAUUGUGCCACAGAAUUACACUGAGAAACUUUAUGCAAUUUUAAUAAUGAUAUUUGGGAAACUGUUCUAUGGGUUUCUAUUGGGGAGUGUUGCUUCGAUGCUUGCUAAUAGGAAAAAGAGACAAGUCAUGUUUAUGAACAAACUGGACUCCAUCAAAGAUUAUGUUGUUGCUGCUGAUGUCUCAGUUCCACUAGAGCGUAAAGUAAUUCAUCACUGCAAUCACCAUUGGUUGGAGUCCAAAGGUAUUGACAGGCAGACACUGUUUGAUGACACUCCUUAUUGUCUCCAAUCGGAAAUUGCUCUAGCCACAACACAGAAAUUACUCCAAAUGGUACCAGUGCUGAACUCUGUCAGUGGGUCUUUGCUCUGCCAAAUAUCAUUACACCUGAGACCUUGCUACUUCUCAGCUGGUGAGAUCAUUAUCAGUAGAGGAGACGUAGGACAUGGACUGUACUUUAUUUAUGACGGAAUUGUGGAAAAAUUGUUGGAAGAAGGCCGUCAGUCAGCUGCUGAUCCUCAUUCUAGUUCCUUGGCACCAUUGUCUACCAUCUUAAGUGAUGGAGACUAUUUUGGACAAGAGAACCUUACGAAUGAGAAUCACUGGGCAAGAGCUGACGUGUUUGCUGCAUCUGACUGCCAUCUCUUCCUACUCCGAGUGGAAGACUUCAAGACACUGUCGGAUAAGCACUCAAAGAUCAAAGAAUUAGUAUUUGACUCAAACAAUUACUAACUAAGAAAAUAAACAUGUAUGGACAGAAGUGUAUGCAAGAACAAUAGAGUAGCUAGUUCAAAAUUAGAAGUUGUAGUUGAGUCUCAAAAAUAUUAUCAAUCA
Molecule: messenger RNA, 6682 nt
Organism: Amphimedon queenslandica
Lineage: Eukaryota; Metazoa; Porifera; Demospongiae; Haplosclerida; Niphatidae
Exons: 41
Coding region: 101-6580 (2159 amino acids)
Biological process (GO): potassium ion transport; transmembrane transport
Cellular component (GO): membrane
Molecular function (GO): protein-containing complex binding; voltage-gated potassium channel activity; intracellularly cyclic nucleotide-activated monoatomic cation channel activity
Source: RefSeq, a predicted model, not a curated record